Messenger RNA from Rhea pennata, 8523 nucleotides. RefSeq names its product amylo-alpha-1, 6-glucosidase, 4-alpha-glucanotransferase (gene AGL). The transcript is spliced from 33 exons. Gene Ontology annotation, biological process: glycogen biosynthetic process; glycogen catabolic process. Gene Ontology annotation, molecular function: 4-alpha-glucanotransferase activity; amylo-alpha-1,6-glucosidase activity. The record is from RefSeq and is a predicted model, not a curated record. NCBI's taxonomy places the organism in Eukaryota, Metazoa, Chordata, Aves, Rheiformes, Rheidae. Bases 60 to 4652 code for a protein of 1530 amino acids.
UGCUCCCUGCCGGCAGCGCUGCCCGCCCGCCGCCGGGGGCCGCUGGCGCGGAGGCCGCCAUGCCCGGCGCGGGGCAUACGCGGCUGCUGCACCUCGGCGAGAUGGAGAAGCUGGACAAGACCCUCUUCAGGCUGGAGCAAGGUUUUGAAUUACAGUUCCGACUGGGCCCAACUCUUCAAGGAAAGCAUGUUACUGUGUAUACUAACUAUCCAGCUUCUGGAGAAGUGUUUGAUCGCCACAAGUUCAGGACAUUAUCGUGGCACAAUCCUACAGGAAAAGAAGAUGACUCUGACAAAUAUUGCAAACUGGAUCUCCAGAUUUCUGGAUCAUACCAGUAUUAUUUCAGUCUUGGAAAUGAGAAAAGUGGUGGAGGUUACAUAGUUGUGGAUCCUAUUUUGCGUGUUGGAGCUGAUAAUCAUGUGUUACCUUUGGAUUGUGUUACGCUCCAGACAUUCCUUGCUAAGUGUCUGGGACCUUUUCAUGAAUGGGAAGAUAGGCUUAAAGUUGCAAAAGAAACAGGUUACAAUAUGAUUCAUUUUACGCCACUUCAGAAACUUGGACUGUCUAGAUCAUGUUAUUCAUUGGCUGAUCAGUUAGAAGUAAAUACUGAAUUUUCAAGCCAUAAUAAAAAGUGCACUUGGAGCGAUAUAGGCGCUCUUGUGGAAAAAAUGAAAAAUGAAUGGAAUAUGCUUUGCAUCACAGAUGUAGUCUACAAUCAUACUGCUGCUAACAGUGAAUGGCUCAGGAUGCAUCCAGAAUGUGCCUAUAAUCUUGUAAAUUCUCCUCACCUGAAGCCAGCUUGGGUCUUAGAUAGAGCUUUGUGGCACUUGACCUGUAUGGUGGCUGAAGGAAAGUGUAUUGAUAAAGGGCUUCCUCCUUUAAUUGAAAAUGAUCAUCACCUAAAUUGUAUACGUAAAAUAAUCUGGGAAGAUAUAUAUCCAAAAAUUAAACUAUGGGAAUUUUUCCAAGUGGAUGUUAACAAAGCUGUGCAGCAAUUUAAAACUCUUCUAACUCAAGGCAAAAUGAGCACUAAAUCUGAUCGAAAUCAACAUCUUCAGAUAGUUCAGGAUCCCAAUUAUAAACGACUUGGCUGUACUGUAGAUAUGGAUAUAGCAUUGGCAACUUUCAUACCACACAGCAAUGGACCAGCUGCAAUAGAAGAGUGUUGUAACUGGUUUCGCAAGAGAAUUGAAGAACUGAAUGCUGAACAGUACAGACAAACUAAUCACCAUCAAGAGCAGGCUAUCAACUGCCUUGUGGGGAAUGUAGUUUAUGAACGACUGGCUGCUCAUGGUCCUAAACUUGGUCCUGUUACUAGAAAAUAUCCUUUAGUUACCAGAUACUUUACUUAUCCAUUCAAAGAGCUGAUUGUGGAGGAAGAAGAAACUAUGAUACAUCAGCCAGAUAAGGCUUGUUAUUUCAUGGCCCAUAAUGGUUGGGUAAUGGGAGAUGAUCCUCUUAAAAACUUUGCUGAACCAGGAUCAAAUGUUUAUUUGAGGAGAGAGCUUAUUUGUUGGGGAGACAGUGUGAAACUGCGUUAUGGUGAGAAACCAGAAGAUUGUCCUUACCUCUGGGCGCAUAUGAAAAAAUAUACUGAAAUUAUUGCCAAAUAUUUCCAUGGUGUUCGUCUUGACAACUGUCACUCAACACCUAUUCAUGUAGCUGAGGAGAUGCUAGCAACAGCCAGAUCAGUCAGACCUAAUCUUUAUGUGAUAGCUGAACUCUUCACGGGCAGUGAGUACAUUGACAAUAUCUUUGUCAACCGCCUGGGAAUUACCAGCUUGAUUAGAGAGGCAAUGACUGCUUAUAAUAGCCAUGAAGAGGGAAGAUUAGUUUAUCGUUUUGGAGGUGAACCUGUUGGCUCUUUUGUUCAGCCACGUUUGAGACCUCUGAUGCCAGCUAUUGCUCAUGCACUGUUUAUGGAUAUUACACAUGAUAAUGAAUGUCCAAUUCAGCACCGAUCUGCAUAUGAUGCUCUUCCUAGUGCAAUGAUUGUUUCCAUGGCAUGCUGUGCUACAGGAAGCACUAAAGGCUAUGAUGAGCUAGUACCACACCAGAUUUCUGUAGUAUCGGAAGAGAGGUUUUAUUCAAAAUGGAAUCCAGCACCACACCUGAUUUCUGGUGAAGCUAAUUUCCAAACAGGAAUUUUGGCAGGAAGGCUGGCUAUAAAUAGGCUGCAUCAGGAGCUGGGGGCUAAAGGCUUUAAUCAGGUAUAUGUGGAUCAAGUUGAUGAAGAUAUAGUGGCAGUGACAAGACACUGUCCUAACACACACCAGUCUGUUGUGGCUGUAAGUCGAACUGCUUUCAGAGAUCCUAAAACUUCCUUCUACAGUAAAGAAGUACCUGAAAUGUGUAUCCCAGGAAAAAUUGAGGAAGUAGUAUUUGAGGCUAGAACUAUUGAGAGAAAUGCUAGUCUUUACAAAAAAGAUGAGCAUUUUAUAAAUGGAUUGCCUAAUUUCACAGUGGAACUCAGAGAACAUAUCCAGAUUAAAGACAGUAAAAUUAUAAAGCAAGCUGGAACUGCCAUAAAAGGGCCAAAUGAAUUUGUUCAAGAAAUAGAAUUUGAAAACUUAACACCAGGAAGUGUAAUAGUGUUCAGAGUUAGUCUUGACCCAAAGGCACAAGAGGCUGUUGGUGUACUCCGAAAUCAUCUAAUCCAGUUCAGUCCUCAUUUUAAAUCUGGAAGUCUUCCUGAUGAUCGUUCAGCACCAAUAUUAACAACUCUAUUUUCUUCUAUUGCAUCUAAACUAACUUUGGCUGACCUAAAUCAAGUACUGUAUAGGUGUGAGGCAGAAGAACAAGAAGAUGGUGGAGGUUGCUAUAAUGUACCAAACUGGUCACCACUGAAGUAUGCAGGUCUCCAAGGGUUGAUGACAGUAAUGGCAGACAUUAGACCAAAAAAUGAUUUGGGUCAUCCAUUUUGUGAUAAUUUAAGAUCUGGAGAUUGGAUGAUUGACUAUGUCAGUAAUCGUCUGAUUUCACGUGCGGGAGCCUGUGCAAAAGUUGGUAAGUGGUUGGAGGCCAUGUUUGUCUACUUAAAGAGAAUUCCACGUUACCUUAUCCCAUGUUACUUUGAUGCUAUAUUAGUGGGUGCCUACACAACACUUCUGGAUGUGGCAUGGCAUCAGAUGUCUGGCUUUGUGCAGAAUGGAUCAACAUUUGUUAAACACCUUUCACUGGGUUCAGUCCAGAUGUGUGGGAUAGGAAAGUAUUCUUGCCUGCCAGACCUUUCACCUUCCUUGCACGAUGUUCCCUGUAGGCUGAAUGAGAUUACAAAUGAGAAAGAACAAUGUUGUGUUUCCUUGGCAGCUGGUUUACCUCACUUUUCUUCUGGAAUUUUUCGCUCUUGGGGAAGAGAUACCUUUAUUGCACUAAGAGGCUUAAUGUUAAUUACUGGACGAUAUCUAGAAGCAAGAAACAUAAUUUUAGCAUUUGGUGGAACUUUAAGACAUGGCCUCAUUCCCAAUCUGCUUGGCCAGGGAACACAUGCCAGAUUCAACUGUCGUGAUGCAGUAUGGUGGUGGCUUCAGUGUAUCCAGGAUUAUUGUAAAAUUGUUCCAAAUGGAUUAGACAUUCUCAGGUGUCCUGUUUCUAGGAUGUAUCCGAGAGAUGACUCUUCUCCUCAGCCUGCAGGCACUGUGGAUCAACCACUUUAUGAAGUAAUACAGGAAGCAAUGCAACGACACAUGGAAGGCAUAAAUUUCCGAGAAAGAAAUGCUGGUCCACAGAUAGAUCAAAACAUGAGAGAUGAAGGUUUUAAUGUAACUGCAGGCGUUGACCAUGAAACUGGCUUUGUCUUUGGAGGGAACCGGUUCAAUUGUGGCACCUGGAUGGAUAAAAUGGGAGAAAGUGACAGAGCUCGUAACAGAGGAAUACCUGCUACUCCGAGAGAUGGCUCUGCUGUGGAAAUUGUUGGUCUGUGCAAGUCAACUGUUCGCUGGCUGCAGGAUUUAUUUAAGAAAAAUGUGUUCCCAUACCAUGGAGUCACCAUAAAAAGACAUGGAAAGGAGGAGACUAUCACAUAUGAUGAGUGGAAUAGAAAAAUUCAAGGACACUUUGAAAGGUUGUUCUUUGUCUCUGAGAACCCAGCAGAUCCUAAUGAAAAGCAUCCAAAUUUCGUCCACAAACGUGGAAUUUACAAAGACAGCUAUGGAGCUUCAAGUCCAUGGUGCGAUUACCAGCUUAGGCCAAAUUUUACAAUAGCAAUGGUUGUGGCUCCUGAGCUGUUCACCCCUCAGAAAGCUUGGAAAUCUCUGCAGAUAGCAGAGGAAAAACUACUUGGUCCAUUAGGCAUGAAAACUUUAGACCCAGAUGAUAUGGUUUACUGUGGAAUAUAUGAUAAUGCUCUUGACAAUGACAACUAUAACGUAGCCAAAGGUUUUAAUUAUCACCAAGGACCUGAAUGGUUGUGGCCUAUUGGAUACUUUCUUCGUGCCAAACUGUACUUCUCAAAGUUGAUUGGUCCAGAGAUUUAUGCAAAAACUGUCGUUUUGAUUAAAAAUGUUCUUUCUCGCCACUAUGUUCAUCUUGAAAGGUCAUCCUGGAAGGGGCUUCCAGAACUGACCAAUGAAAAUGGCCAGUAUUGUCCUUUCAGCUGUGAAAGUCAGGCAUGGUCAAUUGCUGUUAUCCUUGAAGUCCUUUAUGACUUGUAAAAGCUGCUUUUGAUUGCUGUGGUGAAACUUAGGCUGUCUUCUCGUUAUGGGGCAUAAAUGGAGACUUGGAUCACACUGCAAUGGAAGUGUCCUGUUCUGCACAAUCACUUAAGCUGUGUCUGAAGUUUUAAAAAUGCUGAAUGCCAGCAGCAGCUAUGCACUAUACCUGUGCAUUUUGGGGGGCUUUUUUGUUUUUAUUUUUUUUGAAAGUCUGGCCUGACAAUAAAAUAAGCUGCCACGCACACUUCAUGCAGAAACUUUUACAAAAGAGCAGUUUUAGAAAUAUGCACAAGCUUAUUUUAAGUAACUUUGAUUUUUUUUUUUAAAUUUCCAAAUUAAAAUCUUAUAUAUAGCAAAGUUGGAUGGUUGUUUCCUAGACUAAAGAUAGGGAAAAAUAGCUCUUUCAGGCUAACACUGGAGGUGAUCUUUUUUCUUUGUUUCUUCAAAAGUAAAGCGUUAUUUUGCACACACAUGCUUAAAGGUGAGUAGACUAACCUAUAGCUCCGUGAUUUUAGUAUGCUUUUUGCUAUGGCACCAUAGACUGAUGAAGGCUGAACAUGUUUGUUGUUAAACUGUAUUGGGAAGGGGUUUUUUGGUAUGUGUUCAGUUGAACACUGCACUGUGUAACCACAAAAAUAAAGUUUAAGAAUAUAGUAAUAAACUAACCUUACAGAGUCAUAUAUAGAAUUUUCAAAAACUUUAAAUUACUUGGAGAGUGAUAAUGCUUGAGCAAUGAAAUGGUAAUAUCCUGUGCUCAUCCAUUUAUAAAUUUAUUUAAAUGUUGUGGACUAUGCAGUCAACUUAUUUCUUCUUUUAAAUCUGUUUUUUACCAUGAGGAAAUCAGAAGAAACAUGCACACACACAGUCUAUAUGUUAGGGGAGGUCAAAGGUCCAGAAGUCUAUGUUUUUGGCCUAACUUCAGUUAAUUAAUCAAAGACACAUGGUCACCUCAGCCCUUUAUCGAUAGUAAAGUCCUGGCUCUGUUGAAGCAGGUGAAAAUAAGUAUCAACUUCAGUGGGGAAAAAAGAAUUCACUUACUUCCACAGAGAAGAGAAAAUGAAGUUUCUAGGCAUUCUGAACCUAGAUGCUAAAUCUAUGCAUAGUUCUUUGGGAAUGGCUUUCAGGUGAAAUAUGUAUGUUCUUUAAUAUUUAAAUAUGUAUAUGUCUUUAUCCAACCUCAUUUCUGUGUUCCCAAACUGAAGGGUAGUUGGUGGGAGUGCAUUUGUAAUUCCCAACUCUAUCCAUAUGAAUCUUCUAUCUCAGAGGGACAAAUGGGAAGAAAUUGAGGCUGAAAAAUAACAUUUUCAACAUCACAGCAGGGGAGAAGCAGAACUAACAGUGCAUUUCUUAAUGCUAAAAAAACAUAUGCUGAAAACAAAAACUUGCCCUGCGUUUUAUUAGUUUGUUAUAAUUACAGCCUGUGUAUGUUUUAGUACCUCUGUAGUUUGAACUUUCUUUACUCUGUUUAAAAUGCAGUGCAAGUACACUGCAUUUAAUCACAUUAAUCACAUUCAGAUGAGUGUGUUUUGGAUGUAUUUAAGGGCAAGUUAAUAGACUGAAGAUAGAUCUUUAAGACAUGGCCACACUAUUUAUUUGAAAGGUUAAUAAUAAACUUAAGUGUUUGAACUCUGGUCUUAAAGUGUUCAACACUUAAAAGUUACAGUUAGGAACUCAAGUUUUGUACUGCUAUAGUAGAUAGCUUGGGUAACUUGCUUUCUUACUUGACAGAAUGCAUGAGAUGUCAUUUGGUCAAAAACUUUAUCAAAAUGUCAGCAGCAAAUUAUUAAAAAUAUAUAUAUGCUUUUUAUAUAUAUGUGCAUUAACACAAAACAGAACUUUCCAAAAUUCUCAGUGAUACUGAGGUUUAUGUCCCACUAUUUCACUAGUCAUUGACUGUUUUCCUAGACAGUUAUUUCUAGUUUACUAUUUCAAGGUACAUUUUAUUGCUAAUGUACUUCAGAAAUUUGGAAGAAUGUGGUAGAAGAAACUGUUCUGAUGUUUGAUUAAAUAAUUUAAAAGUGGAGCCAAAGAAUUAUGACUAUUGAGGGAAAAAAAUUCCACAAGAUGUCAACUUAUAUACACUGGCAAUAACACUUUCAUUGUUGAAAAAUAUCUGGGGCAAAUUAUUAAAAUCUCCUCACUUUAUCAUAGAUAACUUUGGAAAGCUUUGGAAACUGCAUAGUUGAUACAGAGUGCAUAUUUCUAAUUUAAUAGCAUUAUAAAAGAGAAAUCACUUGUGCUUACAUAAUGCCUGUUAUGAAUUUUUUAAACAUAUGUCCAUUUAUAAUGUGCUUCACUGAUUAGUGCACAGUUUUAGUGACAGAUAAAUGCUUAGCUGACUGUAGCAAUGUAUAGCAAAGUAUAAUGUGUAGCGAAGUAUGACUGUUGUGGAUUUUUUCUUAAUCACAAACCUAUUCAAUAGUUUCAGUCAAGCUGUACAAUUUAAAAAAUUAAGGAGGAGGAAAGCAGUGUUAAAUCUAACAUUUUGAGCUGAUAGUCAUCUAGAUAAACUCUGUACCCGUCAUAAUCCCCUAAAAAUAGCUGACUUUAUAGCUUUUGGAUUUUUGAUCCUGAGCUAUUUUUUCAUUAAUAUCAUUAUGUUCCUGUAAUUUUUUGAGUAAUAUGAAAGUUAUAAUCAGCAAAAUAUUUUUUGUAAGUAAACUAAAGAACUGUGGAUCCAUUGUGCACCACUUGGUGUUUCUCGACCUGCAUGCAAUCAAGACCUUUUUUCUCUCAGCUGAAAUAGAUUUUAACUAUUACCACUGUUUUUAUUCAGUAAGUAACAUAUUCAGAGAUUAUUAAACUGAGAAUACAAAUAAUAUAAUGUAUCAUUCUAGCACUGCAUGUUGUAAUGUAAAAUGGAAAGACUGUUGCAAACUUGUAUUUUACAGGUCUCUUGUCUAGCACAGCAACCACUGAUUUUAGAAGCAGGUUCAUUUAUUUGAGCUGCACGAAAUAAAACUCUUUUAUUCAGUUAGUUAAGCUUUUUUCAUUGUAGCUUAAAGAAAAGUCAAGUGUUAUGUAAAGGAUGAUGCUCGUUUGACUCAUGAUUAUGUAGUAUUUUUAAGAGCUGAGUAUUGUUGGCCGUACUUGUUAGUAUUUGACCUGAGGAGUUCAUGAUCUUCUCUCAAGAUGUGUAAAACUGCAAAAUCCAAUGUCAGCUGUCUCAGAUCAGAAAAGCUCCAGAUGUCCCUUUCCACAUGAAUUAUUUUGUGGUUCUAAUUUUAAGUCAUGGUGUUACAAACCCCCCAAAGAAGUCAGCAGUCUUGAGAGCUGCAACACUGUUGUUAAGUAACUUUCUACAGGCUAUUUCAAGGAGUGUGAGGAGGAAAUAAAUGAUUUUCUUUCAUUUCAAUGAGGAAGGUGCCAACUUCUUUAAUUCCGUUUCUAUGUAUGACCCUUCAGCACUAAGUCUGAGGUUGCAUGCUUUACUUCCUCAAAACAAAAAUUGAAAUGUCUUGCAUUCAACCUGUGACUUCAUUACUGCUCCCUUUCUCUCAGCUUUACCAAGACCCUCCCCAUGUCUUCUGCGUGUUUGCCUUCAUCGGGCCCUUCAGGAAAGGCUGCUGCGGGUGGAGGGAGAAGCCUGUGUCUUUUAGUGCUUCUGUUUUGCUCCGUGUGCAGGAAAGGUGCAGGGAACGUGAAGGUAGAAGAGUCCUGAGUCUGCUGCUGUGUUUUCAACUAUCCUGUCAGCAGGGACAAUUUUUCUCCUUUUUGUGUGUUAGGUUCUGCUGUAUUUUCCUGUCCCAUCGUGAUCCUAAGUACUUCUGAGUUACAGUGAGCUUGUCUGCUAGUUCUUUGAAUUAGGAUUUUUUUUUCUUCUUCUUCUAAUAAAUAGUUGCCUCAGGAGGGCAAUGAACUGUUUGCUUAU